AGAAAAAACAAACAAAAUCCGAUGACCUUGAAUUCGAGCUUCGUUCUAGAGCUUAAGCACCAUGGAUGACAAUCGAAGCUCUGAAUCUCUCAAAAGGCAUGAUGAGAUUGAGAAAGAUCCUACUGCUUCGAGGAAGCUAGAAGAUAGUAAUGCCAAGUUAGUUCAAGAUCCUGAGGAAAUGGCACUCUAUGCAAAAGUGAGAUCACAAGAAGAGGAGAUUCAUAGUCUUCAGGAACAAAUUGCUGCUGCUUGUUUGAAGGAUAUGCAGCUGCUCAAUGAGAAGUGUGGGUUGGAGAGAAAAUGUGCUGAUCUUCGAGUGGCGAUUGAUGAGAAACAAAAUGAAUCAGUCACGGCAGCCUUGAAUGAAUUGGCUCGUCGAAAAGGUGAUCUUGAAGAAAAUUUGAAGUUGGCACAUGAUUUAAAGGUUACAGAAGAUGAGAGGUAUAUAUUCAUGACGUCCUUACUUGGUUUACUAGCUGAGUAUGGUGUUUGGCCUCGUGUUGCAAAUGCUACCGCUAUAUCCAGCGGCAUUAAGCACUUGCAUGAUCAGUUGCAAUGGAAGACUAAAGCGUGCACUGAUAGGAUUAGAGAAUUAUCAUCUAUUGUGGAAAAUCAACCUGGAACAGAGUUUAUUAAUAAAGACAACCAUGAUCCCAGAAAUUCGAAAAGUCAAGCUUCUUAUGGAUCCACGGAUCGUGGUAAUGAUUACCGGACCAAUGAACAACUUUUGCCACCAAUGGAAAAUGUUAUGAGAAACCCGUAUCAUAACGUUAUGCAAGACACUGAAGGUCUGAGAUUUAAUAAUCAGAUUGGCGGUGGAUCUCAAGGAAUUUUCCAGCAGCCGAAAAGGGAAAAUUUUGGAUAUCCUCUAAGUAGUGUGGCGGGGAAGGAAAUGAUUCGAGAAAGAGAAGAAAAAGCUGAGAAUUCUUCCAUGUUUGAUGCUUACAAUGGGAAUGAAGAGUUUGCUUCUCAUGUUUAUGAAGAGGGACCAGGAAUCGAUGGAUUUCAAAUUAUUGGAGAUGCAAUACCUGGAGAGAAAGUUCUUGGUUGUGGGUUUCCAGUGCGUGGAACCACUCUCUGUAUGUUUCAGUGGGUUCGGCAUCUUGAAGAUGGCACCAGACAAUACAUUGAGGGAGCCACCCAUCCAGAGUAUGUUGUAACUGCGGAUGAUGUAGAUAAACUGAUUGCUGUUGAAUGUAUUCCGAUGGAUGAUCAAGGUCGUCAGGGAGAAUUAGUGAGAUUAUUUGCUAAUGAUCAAAACAAGAUUAGUUGUGAUACAGAGAUGCAAACAGAAAUCGACACGUACAUAUCCCGAGGUCAAGCAAGCUUUAAUGUGCAGCUUCUGAUGGAUUCAUCAGAGAGUUGGGAACCUGCAACGGUUAUAUUGAAGAGAACUAGUUACCAGAUAAAAACGAACAACGUAGAAGCUCUAGUGAUCUCAGAGAAAUACUCAAAGGAACUCCAGAUAAAAGUACCGUGUGGAGACUCAACACAGUUUGUUCUGAUAAGUUAUGAUGGAUCUUCACAUCCUAUAAGCACACUCAAUAUCCGUAUGCGUGACACUCUAGUCUUGACGAUGAGGAUGCUUCAAAGCAAGGCACUGGACGAUCGCAGAAAAGGACGAGUUUAAUAAAAAAGUUAGUGGUGUGAGUAGAGAACAGAGAGAUCCAUCCUCGCGUCUUUCAAUCAAAGUUUUAAUAAAAUGGGUCUGCGAUUUUAUAUGUUUUUAUAAUUGAGUAAGUAUGAUUGAGUUAUCGCUAUAGUUUUUUGUAUUAUUAUAUAUAUAUAUAUUUUUUUGUCGUUUAGGUCUUUGUUUUUUCUCAACACGGGAAAAGGGGAAAAAAAAUCUUAUUGUAAAACAUUCACACUUUGUACUGAAGCUACAAGCCGUCGGAAUCUUCUGUGUUUUUGAAUUCCAAUUAAUAUUCUUUGCUCUUUAAUUUU
Messenger RNA from Capsella rubella, 1944 nucleotides. RefSeq lists its product as uncharacterized. Gene Ontology annotation, cellular component: plasma membrane. Lineage: Eukaryota; Viridiplantae; Streptophyta; Magnoliopsida; Brassicales; Brassicaceae. The record is from RefSeq and is a predicted model, not a curated record. The coding region runs from base 62 to 1630 and encodes 522 amino acids. The transcript is spliced from 19 exons.